This is a messenger RNA of Closterium sp. Yama58-4, 1008 nucleotides long. NCBI's taxonomy places the organism in Eukaryota, Viridiplantae, Streptophyta, Zygnematophyceae, Desmidiales, Closteriaceae. The record is from the annotation of a GenBank genome assembly.
AUGGGUUCCUCCGAUAAUUCGUCGACGACGAAUGCGCCAACGACCCCUUCCCUCCCGGCGGACUUCUCGACAACGCCGCACGUUGUCGACUUGAGCGCGGUGCCGAUUUUCAACGGGGAGCAUUUCUCCUCGUGGCGUUUCAAGCUCAAGGUGUAUAUGAUGGAGCGCGACUUGUGGGGCUUCUUCGAUGGGUCGGCAUCGAAGCCCACGUCGGACGCUUCAACCGCGGAGAAGGAAGCGUGGGUGCGUAAGGACAAAAAGGCGUUUGCCUUUCUUGUCUCCAAGCUAAGCCUCCAACUCGUCCCGAUCGUGAGUCCGUGCAUCGACCGUGACGGCGCGACUCGUGAAGCGUGGAAGCGACUCGAAGGAGAGCACGUCUCCAAGUCGCUUCAUAGCAAGCUUCAAGCGCGCCUCGACUUCUUCACGGUGCGGAUGAGGGACGGCGAGUCAAUGCGCGCGUACGUCAACCGCGUGGAGGAGCUUGGCGAGCGCUUGGUGGAACUCGACGCGAGCGUGGAGGACAACGAUUGGAUCAUGACGCUCCUCGCGGGCCUCGGUGAAGCGUGGUCAACCGUGAUCACGAUGUUGGAUGGGACGCAAGACACGUGGAAGAAGGAGCAAGUGGUGGCACGCCUCAUCAACGAAGAGGCGAGGCGCACGAAAUUGCAUGGCGAUGCAAUUGGCGCGGCACACUUCUCUCGCGAUGCGAAGGCGAAAGGGACGAGUCACUUCAAGCGGCGCAACGACGGCAACAACCGCGGGAGCUCGAGCGGGAGGGGCCUCAAGCUCAUCACGAGGAGGACCGGCCAACGCCAAUCGAGCUCGGACGCGCGACGGAGCUUGUCGUUUUUGCAAGAAGACCGGACAUUGGUGGCGCGAAUGUCCCGUCAAGCCGGCAAAUUGGAAGCCGUCAAGCGACGACAACCGGCGUGCGCAUGUGGCGACAUGCGACAACAACGACCGGGAAUUCGUAUUCGUCGCAAGUGGAACGAGCGUCGGUGGUGUUGA